CGGUACGACAGCCCCAGCCUGGAGAAUUUACAACGCGUACAUCGGUUUUGUAUCUGUUUUGUAUGUGUCGAAUGUUGUCAGGCUUGCGUUAGUAAACUGUAGAACGUCUAAAAAAAUCCGGAUUCCUGAAUCUAGUAAUCGUGUCCCCCAGGAAUAUUCAACUUAGGUAUUUUCUUUGUCAGCGUAUCGGAUUCUCCUUGGUUAAUUAGCCUACAUCAUGGCGAUUCGCAUCCCGCAGCAUAAACCGUUGUUUGGUGCCUGCCGAUCCGUUUUUGAAAUACAAUCAUGGAAAAGUUUUGGCGGUUUAGAAAACACAGCUGCCAGUCAGAAGAAACAUGAGUUCGCGAUCCAGUCCUCUCCUGUUUACUUUUCAACUAAGAAACCAUCGUCUCAGCGAACUCCCUUGUAUGAUUUACACACCAGUUUGGGCGCCAAAAUGGUGGAUUUUGGUGGCUGGUCAAUGCCGUUGAUUUAUCAGGACCAGUCCAUUUCGGAAUCUCACAUCCAUACUCGGAAACACUGCAGUAUUUUUGAUGUGUCUCACAUGCAACAGCUGGUCAUUCACGGCAACGAUCGGCAUGAGUUCUGGGAAUCUGUUUGCGUGUCGGAUGUUAAAGAGCAACCGGAAAACAGCGGCACAUUAAGUUUGUUAACCAACGAGAACGGUGGCAUCAUUGAUGAUACGGUGUGGAUGAAUACCAGUCGCGGACAUCUCUUCGUUGUCGUUAACGCCGGUUGUGCGGCAAAAGAUCUAGAAUAUCUAACGAAAAAAGUCUUGGACUUCCAGAAGAAGGGGAAGGCUGCUCAAAUGGGCGUCGUGACUGUGCAGGAAAGAGCUUUGAUUGCGGUUCAAGGACCGGAAAUGUCAAGAGUUAUUCAACCCGGCUUAAAGGAUUCGUUGGAUAACUUGGAAUUCAUGCAGACUACGUUUUGUACAUUGUACGGAUUUGAGGGAUGCCGAAUAACCAGAUGCGGCUACACCGGCGAAGAUGGCGUCGAGAUAUCCUGUCUUUCCAAAGAUGCUGCGCCAUUAUGUGAUAUAUUAUUAAAGUCGCGUGAAGGGCAGGUACGAAUGGCUGGUUUGGGAGCCAGGGAUUCACUCCGGCUGGAAGCCGGUCUGUGUUUGUACGGAAACGAUAUUAACGAGCAAACGACACCGGUAGAAGCUAACCUGACCUGGACGAUAGGAAAACGCCGUCGCAAAGAGGGUGGAUUUCCGGGUGCAGAGAAAAUCCUUCCGCAAAUCAAAAGUGGCGUGCAGAAAAAACGCGUAGGAAUUAUUUCCACUGGAGCACCUGCCCGAAAGGGCUAUGCUAUUGUCGAUGAGAAAGGAGAACAAGUUGGCGAGGUUACUAGUGGAUGCCCCGCACCGUCCUUGGGAACAAAUAUUUCGAUGGGUUAUGUGAACACGUCGCUGUCAAAGCCUGGUACGCCUUUGCGAAUCAAAGUGCGCAACCAGAUUGUGGAGGGAAAAGUUUCGAAAAUGCCUUUUGUGCAGGCAAAUUAUUACCAUGCCAAAGGACAUAAACAGAGCUAAUGUCUGGCGUUACUGUAUUAUAACGCGCUAAGCAAAAGUAUGUAACUCGCUCACCUAUGAUUCCGUUAUGUUUUUGGUUUCGCUUUCGUUCGAUUUUUAGCCUGUGCAAAGAUAACGGGAACUGCAGCUUUGCAUCGUAUGAACUGCAUUCGGUUUUUUGCUACUUAUUGUUAGUUGUUUGAGUUAAUAAUCAUUUGCGCAAAAAAACCAAAGCUCCGUAGUUGUAUUUGACCGGCGGUUAGCUUCAUUUGCCGCAUAACGGAAACACCGCGAUAAAUUU
Paramacrobiotus metropolitanus is the source of this 1817-nucleotide messenger RNA. RefSeq names its product aminomethyltransferase, mitochondrial-like. The transcript has 7 exons. Gene Ontology annotation, molecular function: aminomethyltransferase activity; protein binding. Gene Ontology annotation, cellular component: mitochondrion. NCBI's taxonomy places the organism in Eukaryota, Metazoa, Tardigrada, Eutardigrada, Parachela, Macrobiotidae. The record is from RefSeq and is a predicted model, not a curated record. Gene Ontology annotation, biological process: glycine catabolic process. Bases 218 to 1537 code for a protein of 439 amino acids.